Molecule: messenger RNA, 691 nt
Organism: Staurois parvus
Lineage: Eukaryota; Metazoa; Chordata; Amphibia; Anura; Ranidae
Source: the annotation of a GenBank genome assembly
UGGCUUUCAGUCCAGUCAUUGAUGGCGAUUUCAUCCCAGAUGAGCCCAGGAAUCUGUUUGGCAAUGCUGCUAAAGUGGACUAUAUGGCCGGAGUUGUUUUUGUGAACAAUAUGGAUGGGCACUUAUUUGCUGGGAUUGAUAUGCCAGCUAUAAACAGGCCUUUACAGAAGAUUUAUAGUGAUGAAGUGCAUAAGCUUGUCCAGGGACUGACGCUACCUAAAGGAACUUCUGCACUGGAUAUCGCUUUUGAACUCUACACAGACCAGUGGGGAGCAAAUCCAGAUCAGGAGGUCAUGAAGAAGACCGUGGUUGACAUGGAGACAGAUUACAUCUUCCUGGUCCCAACACAGGAAGCUCUGGCUCUUCAUUAUAUGCAUGCACAGAAUGCCAAUACCUACAGCUACCUGUUUUUUCUCACCCAUCUCGCAUGCCUGUGUACCCAAGCUGGAUGGGAGCCGAUCAUGCUGAGGACCUGCAGUUUAUGUUUGGUAAACCAUUCAGGAACACCGUCGCUUACAGGCCACAAGACCGUGAUGUCUCUGAAGCCAUGAUGGCUUACUGGAGCAACUUUGCUGCGACUGGAGAUCCCAGCAAAGGAAACUCUAAAGUCCCCACAGCUUGGUUGAAUUACAACACUCAGUAUGGGAUGUAUCUGGAGAUCAACAAAAAAAUCAAUUAUAAGUCCAUGAAA